UCGCAUUAAAAGUAAGACUCCACUUAUUGUUUAUUCGUAUUAGCAUCCUAAUUAAUUCUAUAGUCCUACCUUUUUAUAUUCAAUUAUCAACUUAGUUAGAAUAAUACAGAGAAAUAAACGAAAAUGUUGCAGCUAUUAUAUGCAGUUAUAUUUGCAGAAAUGUUAAUGAUUAUGAGUUUUUUGUUCAAGACACCGCUAAGGAAGCUCGUGAUCAUGGCUUUGAACACGGCCAAGCGCGGCCGUGGACCCGUCGUCGUUAAAACCGUCACGGCCACGUUGGUGGUGAUGCUCGGUUCUGCACUCUACAGUAUUUAUGAGAUUCGGUGUCGGUAUGUGGAAAGUGUUACUAUUAUUGAUCCCACCGAACAAGUACUAUUGUCCAACCACCUAUUACAAGCUUCUCUUUUGGGGUUUGUUUUGUUCCUUUCUUUGGUUAUAGAUAGAUUGCAUCAUUACAUUAGAGAGCUUCGGGUUCUUAGGAAAACUAUGGAAACUGUUAAGAAUCAGAAUCGAAGUUUUGAGAGGAAUAAAAGCGUGAAUGCAUCGGAGAACAAGGCGUUGAAGGAAGAAAUUGGUGUGUUGAAGUCCAAAAUUGAGAAACUGGAAUCUGAAUGUGAAGUAAGAAGAAAGCAGGGUUGAGUCCUUGGAAACUAAAGUGGAUGCUCAGAAUCUUAGGAAAGUUUUGGAGAGUACAGAAUAAAGAUUUUCUUAUGUUGAUGACAGAGUUUAUGAAUUUGCUGUUUAUGUUUUGGUUGGGGUUGAUUACAUGAUAAGAAUAGCUUAUAGUUUAGUAAUAGGUUAAAAUUGAAUAUACCUACACCUAUACCGUAUGUACGGACGAUAUUAUUCAUGUUCGGACGUCACUAUACAUGUACGGACGAAUACUAUUCAUGUACGAAUGAAUACUAUUCAUGUACGGACGUUUAUUUUUAAUACUUGGACGUGCAUUAACCAACUUCA
Messenger RNA from Vicia villosa (hairy vetch), 960 nucleotides. RefSeq lists its product as uncharacterized. NCBI's taxonomy places the organism in Eukaryota, Viridiplantae, Streptophyta, Magnoliopsida, Fabales, Fabaceae. Gene Ontology annotation, cellular component: endoplasmic reticulum; endoplasmic reticulum membrane. Gene Ontology annotation, biological process: intracellular protein transport; endoplasmic reticulum to Golgi vesicle-mediated transport. The record is from RefSeq and is a predicted model, not a curated record. The transcript has 2 exons. Bases 124 to 639 code for a protein of 171 amino acids.